Messenger RNA from Dovyalis caffra, 765 nucleotides. The record is from the annotation of a GenBank genome assembly. NCBI's taxonomy places the organism in Eukaryota, Viridiplantae, Streptophyta, Magnoliopsida, Malpighiales, Salicaceae.
AUGGCUGUAAUUUAUGUUGAUGGAGAACAACCAUUAUGCAUUAGUGGCGAUAGUGGAGGUGGCAUAUUUCUAUGGAGCAUUAGUGUCCCUAUGGGGAAAGAACCAUUAAAGAAAUGGUAUGAGAAAAAAGAUUGGCGUUAUAGUGGAAUUCAUGCUUUGACCAGUGCGGGGAAUGGAUAUCUCUACACUGGCAGUGGAGAUAGGUCAGUUAAGGCUUGGUCAAUGCAGGAUGGGACCCUUUCAUGCACUAUGGAUGGUCAUAAAUCAGUAGUUUCCACGUUAGCAGCAUGUGAUGGGAUUCUCUAUAGUGGGAGCUGGGAUGGAACCAUCCGUCUGUGGAGUCUAACUGAUCAUAGUCCUUUGACGGUGUUGGGGGAUGACAUGCCAGGAACUCCGACCUCUGUCUUGUCUCUCAUUGUAAACAAGAAUAUACUUGUUGCAGCCCAUGAAAAUGGACAGAUAAAGGUAUGGAGGGACGAUGUGUUCAAGAAAUCUGCACAAUCCCAUAGCGGUGCCAUUUUGGCUAAUGUCAUGGAGGGGAAAUGGCUAUUCACAGGAGGUUGGGACAAAAUUAUCAAUGUACAGGAGUUGUCUGGAGAUGAAUUUCAGGUAGAUAUCAGAUCCAUUGGAUCAAUCCCAGGAGGUUCUGUGGUAACAGCUUUGUUAUGCUGGCAAGGAAAGCUUUUUGUUGGUCAUGGAGAUAGGACUAUCAAGGGAACAAAAUAUAUUCCUUGGACAAUGCUGCAGAUGCCAUUAAGCCGCUGA